Molecule: messenger RNA, 8749 nt
Organism: Boleophthalmus pectinirostris (great blue-spotted mudskipper)
Lineage: Eukaryota; Metazoa; Chordata; Actinopteri; Gobiiformes; Gobiidae
Gene: ppp1r18
Product: protein phosphatase 1, regulatory subunit 18
Exons: 2
Coding region: 16-3504 (1162 amino acids)
Molecular function (GO): phosphatase binding
Source: RefSeq, a predicted model, not a curated record
UGUUUUUCUGCGGUGAUGUCGGUGUCUUCUUUGCCCGAAUGGAAGCAGCUGCUGUUGGAGAGGAAGCGACGGGAGGAGGAGGCCCGGGAGCAGAGGGAGAAACAGGAGGAGCAGAAACUGGCCAGCAUGCCCGCCUGGAAAAGGGGGAUUAUCCAACGCCGAAAAGCAAAACAGGACGGCCCGGGAGAGGCGUUCCCCAGCGAGACUAGGUCACUCUCAGACGGACUGAGCGACACAGACAGUUCAAUCACGGUGAAUUUGGGAAGCGAUAUAUCUACAAAUCCCGAUGUAGGAGCGUGGCUGGACGGAGAUCCCAAAAAUGGAAGUCAAGUCUCCGUAGAAACCAUCGUCCCCGUGAACGAGAAUCCAUUCAUGAAGAUACAGAAAAGAAAAGGGAGAGAGGUGGAGUUGUGUAGUCCGAAAAGUUCCGAUGGAGAGGCCGGUCGAGGUAGUCAUUUUGAGAUAAAAAUUGAGAAGUUUAAAGAUUUGAGUGAAGGCAGGGAGAAGGACCAAAGCAGUAAGCAGAUAGAACCUAGUUGGAGCAGGAGUGUCCCGAAAGAGCGAGAUCGCAAUCAAAAAAGACAGGAUAAGGAAAUUCUAAAAGUAAAAAAAGAGGAUGAAUACAAGGACACAGAUUUGGGGAGUCCAGUGUUUUCACCGACUGUCCCUUGUCUAAGAACAAUAAGGGCGGAUAAUAUCAUAAUCAUCGAACACGAAAGAAAUAGCAAUGAAGAGCGGAGAAGUAGAUGGAAAGAUUUGGAGAGGGGUGAAGAGGACAUACAAACCAAAAGAGGAAUUAAAAUGGAUUUGAAAGAGUUAUUAGCCGGAGGUGGGAGCGUGACUGAAAUCAGAGCGUCGGAAGUUUUGAUCAUUAAGCCGCCAGAAGUGAAAAAUAAAGAGGAGAUUGAGAAAAAUGAUGGAAAAAGGGAGUUAAGAGAGAGCAGAGAACUCAGAGCGGACAUGUCGUGGCUUAAAGAGAAAGCGAAGGAGUCCGUGAAGGAGAAAGAGCGUCCGUGGGGACAAGCGACGGUAAUCAAAGAGGACAAAAAGGAUAACUCAGACGAUUGCGUUUUCGUGGAAAGAGGUGGGAGGGUGAGCCAGCUGCUUUGUAAGUUCGGAGAGCAACGCAAGCCUCCGUGUCGAUCCAAAAGCUCUGAAAAUUUAAAUCCGCCUCCGUAUUUACAAGUUGAGGACGAAGACGAAAGAGAGGACAGGAGAAGCGGACAGCUAAAAGGCGUCCCUAAAAGAUCCUUCAGCUUUUCGGAUCGAGUUUUUAGCGCCAAGGAAAACGGUUUUGAGAACGAGGUGAGGAUACGAGACGGCGCGCACUGGACAGAAGUGGCGAGUUUGGGAAGAGACAACGCGACGAAAAUCAAAAUGGGUUGUGCGCGUUUGUUGGAAAAAGAUAGACUUGGAAGACAUCGACACUGGCAGUCAAAAGAGAAACCAAACAGAAAUAUUGCAGAUGGAGAGGAGUGUUUCACAAUCGCAAGUGUUAAAAACGUAGAAGGAAUUUCGUUUGCCAAAAGAGUCCCGAUUCGGCAGGAAGGCAGAGCAAGGGAGAAGAAUUAUGGCGUUGAGAAAGGAGCGAAAGUUGAGGGCCAAAAUUUUGAAAGUAAAAUCCAAGCUUAUAGGUAUGAAUCUGCGCUUCGAGAGUCUUCGAGUUUGCUUUGCACCGUCCAGGAUCAUUCAAACAGACAGGGACUGGCUUCAAGUGGGUUAGGAACGACUUUACUCGCACAGAAUGAAGAAAAGAUUGUGGAUAGUAAAGUUUUAGGAGUGAAGGCAUCGAAGAUUGCGUUUGAACUGACUAAAAACUCAGAGGUGACCAUUCCGAGCAGCGGAUCGGGGACUGUAGAUGCAAAAACUUUGGGGGCCCAACCUGCACCUUUGGAAAUUCAAAUACCAAGGACUGUGUUUUAUGUAGCUGAAGAUAUGGUUGAAAAGAAAAAGAAAAACAGUGUGCAAGAUUACGAUAUUGGAAGAGAGGUGGAAAGAGAAGACAGUUCAAAAGUAGUUAAGGUAGAUGAGUCUUUGACUGAGAAAACUGAACAACAACAAACUGAAAACACAGAAAACAAAGCCAAAGAUUUAGAUAAUUUUGAAGUUCAGUGUGAAACAGUAGCCUCAACAACAACGGCAGAAGCUGAAAUAGAACAGGAAGUAGAGAGUCAAAGCGUUGAGGUGGAGAAAGAGGUAGCGUCGACAGCCAGCGAGCAUGUUAAUGACGUUGUGCAGGAAGUCAGCGUCAGCCCCCAACUUCCUGAUUCAAAUUCUGAGGUUGAGGAAGGAGAGGAAGUAGACUGCGGUGGAGGAAUUAGCACAGAAAGCAGAGAACCAGAAUCGGACUCGGAGGACGAAUAUGUUCAAAAUGAUCGAAUAACCGAAACGGACAUUUUGGAAGACGAUAGGCAGUUUUCCGAAGAAGAUUUGAAGGAACUGACCGUGAACUUUGAAUCAGAGGAGUCUAUUUCACCUCCGUCGCCCGAGACAAACUUAUUGGAAGAUAUGAGUCGGAUUUACAAUUUAGAGACGGUCGGUUCGAGAUCUGGACUAUGCUUACGGGACAGAGCUGCGGAGAUGCCCUCUGUGCAUCUCAUCAAAAUCAAGCCGCUAAGCUCACCACAACAAGGCGAAGGAAUUAAAAGUAUACAACGCCAAAUUGAAAACUUCAAGCUAAAAGAACAGGAAGUACUCAAGUCUCAAAUUUGUACAUCGCAAAAAGCCAAAAUUCAACAUAGUCCAAAAGGAAAUGUAUUAAAAGAGGAAGUCUCAACUCAAAAACAAGAUGAAAAAUUAAAUCCGCAAGUGUCUCAAAGAAGGGUUAAGUCUCCAGAUGACCAAAGUAUAGAAAUCAACGCUUCGGUUUUGCGUUCUCAGUCGCCUGAAAGUGCGUUGAAAAUUUUAGAUUUGGCUCCUACACCGGUGUCUUCUCCAAGCUCCCUCUCGCCAGCUCAGUCUCCAGCCAGUUCGCCAGCGCCGAGCCCAACGCCGGCUUUAUUUAAAAUCAGAAGUGCCUCUGGAGGUCAGGUGAAAAGAGGCACGACUAUAACCAUCACGCCAAAGAAGACUCAGGUUCAAGGGUCAUCGCCGACGGCAACGCGGACAGCGAGCCCGACUUCGAACGCCGCUGCAACGACGGCUGCGAACGAAGCGGCGAAAAAGAAAUUCCCGACGGUGGAGGAGAUAGAAGUGAUAGGAGGAUAUCUGAAUCUGGACAAGUCGUGUCUGGUGAAGAACAAAGGGACGUCGAAAAAGGUGAAGGUGUGUUUUUCGGAGGAGCGCUUGGAGCAGCUGUGCGAGUACCCGUCAGAGACCUCCAUGUGGGCGGGCUCUCCGUACCCUCUGGACCUGGACUGGACCGGCCCGGACGCGGACCAGGACGAGGAGGUCCAGAUGGAGACUGUGAGCAUCCCCAAAACCACCAGGAGCGUCGGCACGGCAACGGGACGAGGGCUCCGGGUGGGACAGAGCCACCCACUGCUCAAAAAACACAGCGUCUGAUUCACACAAAACGGACGAGAGAGGGAAAUGAAGGUUAAAAUGAUAAAGGAUAAUCAGGAAAUAUUUUAGUUUAGGUUUAUUAGACUUUCCAGCAAAUGGAAAAUAAUCAUCUUAUUUGAACGAUUACAGCAUAAGUUUGUUGUAUUUUUAUUUUGAAUGAUCAUUUUUGCAGCAUUCACAGCAUUCUUGAUAAGUCCUAAUGUUGAAGUUGUGUUUUAACCCUGAGGUAAACCAGGAUUAAACCAGGUCUAGAACUGGACCAAACCAGGCCAAUCAGGACUAAAGUGUGAAUGCAGCUUUGAAUGUGGAAUAUUUUAUAGAUAAGUUCAUGUUUAGGCGGUUUAACAAUUUGCCAUCACAAACUCAAGGCAUCAAAGGUACUGAAACAACUUUCUUUAUGUCACUUUUUACUUGUACUUUGCAGUGACGCCACGCUGGGGGUGUUAUACUUGUUUGUCUGUGGUGAUAUGCUAAGCAGUUGCCAUGGCGACACAAUGCACACAAUAGGAAACAUUGUCAAAAAAAAGAAUGUCUUAAAACUCAAGAAAAAAUAGAUGUUUAGGAGUUUGAUUUUCAACAAAAAGGGGAGAGUGACACAAAUCAGCUCGCCUGUUGUAGUUCUUUAGGCAGUUCUUUAUGGCAAAAUAAAACUCAGAUUAAAGUCUAGCUGAGGUUUAGACAGAGCAGAGCCUACAGUUAGCGUCACACCCCUAAGAAAUGUUGAUGAUAUCCGCUGCGAAGUAUCAACAGAAAACAUAGGUCUAUGUAAUGUAGAAUGUAAAUGUACUGUGGAAACUUUAUGUGCUGCGUCUCCACCACUGAGCCACGUGGUAAAUCACAACUUACUUUUCUUCAAUUCUUUUGUUUUUAUUUUAAUUUUAUUUCUUCAAAUCAAAGGUAAAAUUGUGCAAUGACAAAACGAUCCUUUGGUGAGCACAGACUGUUUUUUCUCAGGGUAACUCACUUGCACGCAAACUGUUGUCAGAGUUCAGAAAAUGGACUUUCUUUUAUAACAAUAACAUAUUUUGAUUUUACUUAAAGCUACCAUCCGUAAUUAAACUGGCAGACCCGCCCCGGCUGCAUUCUCACGUAUCACCGCUACAUGAUGUCGGUGUUACUGCGGUCUGAUAGUGUCUCAGCUUUGGUCUGACAGAGGAAGAGCAGAGAGCACAGGUGAGUUUAGGCCAUGGAUCUAUAAACAGCCCUGGAUAAGACAAGACACGCUCCCUCUGUCCGUGCAAGAACGACGAGGCCAAAUAAGAAUUUUCCCAUAGAACACAACGCAUUUUUGGGGAAUUGAAACUGCCCGUGUCUGUGUAAAAGGGCAUCCACAGCUUUCACAAAGGUUAAUUUUUGUAGGGAUUCUUCUCUAUUUUCACAUUAACUUUUACUUAUUUAUUUUUUUAAACUUCAAGGACUUAAGAUUUAGUUUUGUAAGCUACACUGUAAACCCAAAUAAGUUACCACAACUCAAAAAAAUUAAGCAAUCGAUUACCUCAAUUAUUUCAAGUCAAUGAACUUAAAACUCACAAUCUUCCAGAAUUUAAGCCAGGGGUGUCAAACUCAUUUUGGUCCGGGGGCCGUAUCAAACAGACUUUGAUCCCAAAGGGGCCUGAUCAGAAAACUCAUGUCAUAUAAACCCCAAAAAUAACAAUAAGUUCAAAUAUUUGUGCAGAGAAACACAAAUCUAUUACAGAAAUCUUUUUUAAUUGAUGAACUCUUUCUUUUACAAAAUAUUAUAAUAUUAUGAACAACCUGAAACUUUAAGAAAAAUACAAUUUCAACACAAUGUUUUAACAUUAACUUGUUUGCAAAUAGGAAUAAGUAUAUUUUUCUUGGGAAAUCCUGCACUCGGCUCUACUUUUCUCAUUUUUGACAUUUAUUGAUGAGGGUGUCACGGUCAACAGUCAAAACGAUCGUCUUUUAAGAGCGUUUGGAAAGAGACAAGUCUUCAUUUGUGCUGCUCUGGUGGGAGGGGCCACACAUGGAGAUACUGCUAUGCUAAGCGACGCAGAAAAUUAACAAUAUUUUAAUAGAAAAUAUAAUUCAAAUAUUUUAGUAGAAAAUAGGCCGAGGGCCAGAUUAAAGGUCUUGGAGGGCCGGAUCUGGCCCCCGGGCCUUAUGUUUGACACCCGUGAUUUAAAAGUUUGAAUUUUUGAUAACAGCUAAAUUAAAAGUGCUCAAAUAUUUGCAGUUAAUAUUUUAGUAGUUUUCUGUUAAGGCAACUUAAUUAUUUUCAUGUAUUAUGACAUAAACGACUGGAAUAAGUUCACUUGUUUGGUGAAGCGCUUUGAAAUUGUGUUGUAUUUUAGAAUAUAAAUUAAGUUUAUUUUGAAAUCAUCCGUAUUUAAAACAAUAGAAAUAACUGGACUUGGUCUUAGUUGUACCUCAUCUGUGUUUUUAAGUUACACUCACUUCUACCUUUAAUCAAAAAAUAUUAGUUAAAACGACUCAAAAAGAAGAACAUGUUACAUCAACUUGACAUAAUUAAGUAGCAGGACUAUUUCUAAAACUUUGACUAAACACAACUUAAUCUAUUUAAUUACUUUGAACGUUUGGGUUUACAGUGAUUUACAAACUCUACUCUCCCAGCUGUCGCUCUGACCCGUUUUAAGGAAGUAACGUGAAAGAAAAAAAUGUUUCGGGGGAGCACAGGCCACUGAAAACAACACAAUGCCAUCUUUGGUUCACGUUUCAGAUCUUAUUAUACUUCCAUGGCGUGAGUUUGAGCAAAGAUCAGGUGAGAGGAGGGUGCUUCACGUCUGCCAUCUACUGGUAACAAAAAAACAACAAGAAAUAAACCUGUGAUGGUAGCUUUAAACUCUGCAUUUUGUCAAACGUUCAAAACUGACUAUGAAUCCCAUUUGUACAUUUUCUUUUUAUUGAGUAUUCACACCAAUGCUCUGUAUAACUAUAAGUCAUUGGCACUUACUAUGUUUGCAAUAUUGUCUUAUGUUUUAUACUUAUUUCAAUGUAUAUGAAACCUUUAAAUAAUACUUGAUUUGAGUAAGUAUUAUUUAAAGAUGCACUAUGUAACUUGAAGAGUCCACCACCUGCUUGGAGAUGUUCUGGUUUUCUGGCAUCGAACUGCUACCAGGUGUAAUUACAGGUCAGAUCUGUGGAGAGAAGACCUAUGGACCUAUGGAAGAGAAUCUGUUUUGUUAAGAAUUUGAAUGUUAAAAUCUUGUUGAAUUUCUCACUUUGAAUUUUUUAACUUUGAAAAAACAUGUUUUAUUCUGAAUGGCAGUCGCUGAAAUUUUAAGUGUACAUUUUCAAAGUGUUUAAAAUUCAAUAUACGUAUAAAAAAAAUCACCUUUUAAAUAUUCAGCAUAAUUAUUUUCAAGCCCUCAAAUUUAACAGCCAAAAUUCAGAGUGUAAAAUUCACAGUGAAAAAAAUUGGCAGCAAAGGUCCAAGAGGCCAAGACGUAAACAAUCGAUCCUCAGUGAUCCAAAUUAAUUUUGUAACAUGCAGGAAAUGGUGCAGUGAACCAAUCUGGUCAGAAUUAACAAAUCAUCAAAACCUCAUCUUUAACCCUGCGUUCGAUUAUCCUUCUGAAUCUGUUUUCCAAGGAAGUUGCCUAAGAAGAUGCAUGAUGCCCCUUUUCCUAGGACGGCGCAACUCGGACCUCGGUGACGGAAAAAGUAGACUGAGCAAGGAUUCCGAGAUGGCUGUUCUCACUGUGACGUGUAAAUAUGAACUCUUUUCAUAGUGUUUAGACACUUUGGUGGUUUCUCGUACUACUGCAGUACCUUACCGCGUCCGAAUCGGUAUUUGGUGUCGUGGUGAGGCCAAUAUUGAACAAAUACUUGAUUUAACAGGCGAUAACGUCCCUAUGGUUGUAACGGAAGAGAAAUAAUAACAUAAAAUAAAGUGCAAAUUCCAAAAAUAAAAUUAAAGUGGCAGUGUUUAUAUGAGAUAAGGGAACAGUCACAAUCAUAAUCCACGUAGUCCGACACGCGAAACUUAAUAAUACGCUUCAAGCUCGGACGUGACGACAAAUCCGAGGUCCAAGUGGGAGCCAGAAAAUAAUCGAACACAGGGUUAUUUCUUAAGUGUAAACUCCGCCCACAGAUGAGAACGGCCAAUAGGAAACAGCGUCUGUCCUCCUCACUCACACAGGAUCGAUGCUUCUGCCUUGACAUUUUGGAUCUUUGCUGUGAGUUUUUUUUUUUUUUUUCACUGCAGAUUUUACACUAAAUUUUGACUCUUGAAUUUGAGGGCUUGAAAAUAUUUGUGCUGAAUAUUUAAUUGUUUUUUUUUUUUUUUUUUUUUUAUUUAAAACAUUGAAAAAGUACACUUAAAAUUUCAGCAACUAAAAUUCAGAAUAAAAAUAAUUGAAUGAAUGAUUUAAUUAAUGUUUAUUCAGACAGUAUUAUAUAGAAAAUGCAUAGUAAAUGUAAAUACAUAGAUAUAAUACAAAAAGUAAAUAUUUAUUUUCUAUAAUAAUAAACCAAAAAUAAAUGUCACGCAGAUUUUACUUGUGUCCGAAAAAGGAGUGAGAGGAAUUCAAACAUAUUUUUUCAGAGUUAAAAAAUUUAAAGUGAGAAAUUCGACUGUAUUUAAAAUUAAAAAUCUAAUGGAACAAAUUCUCUUCCUUAGACCUCGCUCACAAUGAGAAUGCAUGUUUUUCCGACAUGUUUUUGUGCAAUAAAAGCACCUGUAAAUGAAUAAAUGCAAGGUGGAUAAGUCAAACUGUUGAACAUUCUCAGCACAGCAACAGCAUCACCUUGGACAGAUGCAGGAGGUGUACAAAAAGUUACAUGAUGCAGCUUUAAUUUGGAUUCAUUUAGCGUGUUUUUGUGUACGUGAAUGUGUAUGUGUACCAGAAAAUGAAUGAUCCGAUUUAGUUUUUACUCAUGGAUUAAAGAAUGUAUUGUCAGGUACAUUUUGUAAAAAGUUUGAUGUAAAAAAAAAAAAAAAAAGGAUCACUCGUCUAUGCAAUGUUAGAUUUACUUUUCUAUCCUGUUCGUCUCCUGGAUGUGGAUGUGUUGCCUUCAUGUGAGGGACUUUAUGGUUGCAUUGCAGCGCCUGCUCUCAGUGCCUCCAGAAUCUGAGCAAACGGAUUAAAAUCAAACCUGUUUAGUUUUUAGUUUUUAGUUGUAGUGUCAUGUGUCUGUGUCCCUCUGGCUGGGACAGGGCCAGUGCAAUGACUGUGUUCAUAAUGUGGUGUAACAAACAGCACUGGACCUGAUUGAGGAAAAGUCCAAACUCUGAACUGAAUAACAAAUAAAAACUAUAUUGUUU